AUGGCACGUGGUCAAGAUGGAGACGCGCCAUCCGAGGUCUUCGUGGACACCCACCCGCCUGCGAAGCGACGGCGAACAUUAGCACAGCCUGCUCGGGAGGUAGGCUUGAUGCGAAGCGUCCCUGGUGACAAGUUCACGGGCUUCAUGGGCAGUGCCAGCGGCAUCUUCUUCAUUAGGUCAGUCUAUGGUGCGAUCCGACGCUCUGCAGUGCCUACAGACGGCGAAACGCCCGGCAGCGACAUCGUACCAGGCGAAGACGAUCAUCUCUCUCUAGUGCAACCGAAUUCCUCUGGACACUUAUGGCGAGAAGCUGAGUUCUCACACAGUCAGACUUCUCGCAUAUCAUUUCGUGACCUGGUCACUUUUUCUGGGAGCUAUUUUGCCAAUUGGCAUCCGUUCUACCCCUUCCUGCACGCCCCGACCGUCCUGGAGUAUUUCGACUGCUGUGCAAGAAAUGGCUUUCCCGAUCAUGGCGCUUCAGAGGACCUACAGCUGGUGAUAGUGCGUUCGAUCAUGUCCAUCUCGCUUGCAGACCAUCGACAAUCGCCAGGGCUACCGCGUACUCGACAUCCUGCCUGUAUCGUCUUUCUAUCGUAUGAUGCUGCUGUAGAUAGUCUCCGGACAAUACUUUCUCGUCCCACGACAAUACUUACACUACAAGCCGCACUCAGUGUGCAGCUCUUCUUAGUUUCUAUGCUUCGCUUAAACGCCGCCUCCCGUCUUGGGGGGCUCAUUAUGCGGAUGGCUGUGCAGCUAGGUCUUCAUCGAUGCCCAGCCAGAUUUUCGACCUUCACAUCAAGCACGAAACAGCUUCGACAACGCGUGUUUUGGUCACUCUAUACCAUUGAUCGGUUCCUUUCCCAAUCCAUGGGCCUUCCGCUCGGCCUGCCUGAUGACGAUAUUGAUGUCUGCUUUCCCCUCACGGAACACCAUCAACAGGCGCGAGUGGACCCUUGUCGUGAACUCCACCUGCUGCACCUGGUUGCCCAGCAAGCCAGGCUGCGUGGCGAAAUCAUCGAAUUGCGCAACAAGUCGCUACACUACGUCCAGAAUGAUCCUGACCGAGCGACAUCAAUCAUAGCUAAACUUGGCCAAUGGUGGAACGAUGUUGAGAACUACAUCGAACCGGACAGCCGAUGUGGCGCUUCUCCUUACGCGACUAUAGUGUUGACACUGCUUAGACACGAGUUGAUUAUCUCGCUGUAUCGUCCCGUCUUAGCCACCGGUAGUAAAGAUGUCGCUUACAAUGCCGCCUUACAACAGUGCAUCAGUUCUGCGCGUAGCAUCAUCAAUACCUUGCACACCGCUAUCCAGGGCAAAAACGGGCCCCAAACGAAUCAUGACCAAUUGGCUCUCCUUUGGCCCUCCUGCACCUGGGCUGUAUGGAUCAGCACAUUCAUCAUGUUCUACGCCGCCCACGAGGACCGUAUUGAUCACAGCGUCGUCACAAGAUUCGCAGAUAAGAGUCUCGACAUACUUCAACACCUCACACUACGCGGCAGUGCUUGGCCUGAAGCAAGCUCGGCGGCCAUUCGCGACUUACGGGCUCGAAUGCUGCAGGGUUCUACUCAAAUGGUUUCUAGAUACGACUCAGAGGUCGCUGGAGAUGCAGCCCUUGCUCAAAAAGGUGAAUUGAACGUACGUUCAAGCCUGCACGAGCAAUCAUUACCUACCUGCAACGACGAGCCAGAUCAAGUUGGUAGGCAAAGGAGGAAUAAUAUCGCCCCUCCGCAUGACGCGCGGUAUCCUCCAUACAAUGCAGCAUUCGAUUCCAGUGCGACGAGUAACCUGAACCACGAUGCUACUUUUCCUGAGCACAAUAGCUACUGGAACAUCUUCCUCGGAACGGAAGGCGCCGACGCUUCAUCUACAGAAUACUCCAACGGCCUAGACCCUUUCUCUGGCUUCGAUAUCCCGUUUUGGUUCGAUCAAGAGCAGCAUUGGGAUUUCACAUAG
Messenger RNA from Alternaria rosae, 1956 nucleotides. RefSeq names its product fungal-specific transcription factor domain-containing protein. NCBI's taxonomy places the organism in Eukaryota, Fungi, Ascomycota, Dothideomycetes, Pleosporales, Pleosporaceae. The coding region runs from base 1 to 1956 and encodes 651 amino acids. The transcript has 3 exons. Gene Ontology annotation, molecular function: DNA binding; zinc ion binding. The record is from RefSeq and is a predicted model, not a curated record. Gene Ontology annotation, biological process: DNA-templated transcription.